AUGCGCACUUCCCGGUCGAGCUGCGUUGCUCAGCAGCCAGCAAUCCAAGCCUUCGCUCGAGCAACCAAGGCAGGCAUCACGCCGCAACUGCCUGCUAAGAAGACUACCCUUCCUACCAAGACAACAUCGCUUCCGGUCUCGCCUUCCAAGAAACGAAAACUGCAAGAACUCGAAAACUUCGACUCCGGCAACCCAAAAACAAUCGAGGAGGAAGGAACACCGUCGAAAACUUUGCGACUCGCUGAAUUGUCUGUCAACUCACCGCGCAGUGGCCAUUAUGCUUCACCCAAGAGAACCCCGAGCCGACGGGCUCGUGCCCCUGCCCAGACUGCUCCCUCGACACCUGGAACCCCUUCAAAGCAGAGAACUCUGAACUUUGACAAGAUUAUUGCAGUUCACGAAGAGACCCCCAUUAUUGAGCGACCAGCAUUCUUCAAUGAUAUCCUCAAUCUUCACUCGUCAUUCGUACAAGCUUUCUCCAUUCACAUGGCACACAAUGGCGCAAAUACCCCUGCAGACCUCCGAGAGUUCCUUGGUAGCGUUACCCGUCUCUGGAACAAGCGCAAGGUGCAGACGAAGGACUUGCAGCGUCUAUUUUGGGUAUGGGACCAGAGCACGAAGGCAACAUGUGUUUCUUAUCGCUUGGCCAAUUACGGCCUUGGCAAGAUUUGCGUCGAACGCACUGUACAUAUUAAUGUUCAACCUCCGGCCUUGCAAGACUCGUUCGAGGAAGCCCUGGAUCUACUGUGGGAAAAGGCGCCAGACUCUCUUCGUAACUCCAGUGAAGAAGAUCAAUCAUUCCUUUUCACUGAGUCGUUCGGUCUUGCCACUAUCCAUGAGUCUCUCACCCCCUUUGCGACUUUUAAAAAGGGCCAGCAGCGACUCCAAGAUCUCAAGGGUGGUCUGUUACGCCUUAAUGCCGAGAGACAACAGGCCAAGUCAGCAGAGAUAACCCCCCUCCAGCGGAAGGCAACGACCAGCCGCCGACAGGGACUGCUAGAUCGCAUCAAGAGCAAGGAGCUUCGCCAAUCCAAGCUGCCUCCUCCACCUUCCAAAAAUGAGCUCUUACGCCACGCAGCUGCCGAUCGCGUCGAAGAGGUUGCUGGUAUUCUCGCCAUGUUGCGUCCCGCUGGAACAGUGGGCCACGGUAUCAAGGCAAUGUUCGCUGCUCAGCGCAAGCCCUUCAAGCUCGAUGUGAUGGUGCAGCAUAUUCGCGACUCCCUCCGCAGCGAGAUUGCCCUCGAUGAGGUGGAGAUGUGUCUUGAUAUUCUGUGCGAACCCAGUGUGGCUGGAAACUGGAUCAGUAUUGUCACUGUUGGACAGAUGAAGUCGGUUGUGUUGAAGUCUUGCAGAGACGUCUCUGCCAAAGAUAUCGGCGCCCGAGUUACCCAGCUGAAGGCUGGCUGGGAUAAGUCUGCUACCUGUGUACAGACUUCUGCUGUGAAUGUUUGA
Molecule: messenger RNA, 1452 nt
Organism: Penicillium soppii
Lineage: Eukaryota; Fungi; Ascomycota; Eurotiomycetes; Eurotiales; Aspergillaceae
Product: DNA replication factor Cdt1 C-terminal domain-containing protein
Exons: 1
Coding region: 1-1452 (483 amino acids)
Source: RefSeq, a predicted model, not a curated record